Messenger RNA from Pungitius pungitius (ninespine stickleback), 4085 nucleotides. It is a transcript of the gene evi5b, whose product is annotated as ecotropic viral integration site 5b. The coding region runs from base 350 to 2800 and encodes 816 amino acids. The record is from RefSeq and is a predicted model, not a curated record. NCBI's taxonomy places the organism in Eukaryota, Metazoa, Chordata, Actinopteri, Perciformes, Gasterosteidae. The transcript is spliced from 20 exons.
CGAUGUAAACAUUUUGUAGGCCGCCUUGUGUCUGAGCUCAGCAGACGCUUGUGUACACGUAUUAUACGACUGCACGGGCUGGACCGGGAGUCAAUGGGAACUAGCCAGCGAACUCAAUAGUGGCUAGCUUUCAAGUGUAAACCUAGCUAUGCUAACUUGGGAAUAAAUAGCUAAUUUACUGUGGUCUUUCGUCUAAUAGCAGUAGGACUGUACUUCGGUGCAUGGGGAGCAGACGACGUUCGCUGCUGCUGGUUUAAAACGCUUCAAGGUGGCGACAGACAAGGUUGCUGGCAAGCUGAGUUCUACUCUCUCAUGGGUGAAGAACUCGGUGUCCCACACGGUCAGUCAGAUGGCUAGCCAGGUGGCCACGCCCACCUCCCUGCAGACCACCUCUUCCUCCACGUCGCUGUCCUCGCCUGCCCUCUCCCCGUCCUCACCGGGGCAGCUCAGUCCCGACGAUGUGGAGCUGCUCGCCAAGCUCGAGGAGCAGAAUAGGCUGCUGGAGACAGACAGCAAGUCGCUGCGCUCCAUGAACGGCUCCAGGCGAAACAGCGGCUCCUCCCUGGUGUCCAGCUCCUCCGCCUCCUCCAACCUGUCCCACCUGGAGGAGGACUCCUGGAUCCUGUGGGGACGAAUCGUCAACGAGUGGGAGGAGGUGCGCAAGAAGAAGGAGAAGCAGCUCAAGGAUCUCGUCAGGAGAGGGAUCCCUCACCACUUUCGUGCGAUCGUGUGGCAAUUGUUGUGCAACGCGCAGAAUAUGCCCAUCAAGGAUCAGUACUCGGAACUCCUGAAGAAGACGUCGCCCUGUGAAAAGCUGAUUCGCAGGGACAUCGCGCGCACUUACCCCGAACACGAGUUCUUCAAGGAGAAGGACAGCUUAGGCCAGGAAGUGCUCUUCAACGUCAUGAAGGCAUAUUCUCUGGUUGACCGCGAGGUCGGCUAUUGUCAGGGGAGUGCAUUCAUUGUAGGACUGCUGCUCAUGCAGAUGCCUGAAGAGGAGGCUUUCUGCGUGUUUGUGAAGUUGAUGCAAGACUACAGAUUACGAGAGCUUUUCAAGCCCAGCAUGGCUGAGCUGGGACUCUGCAUGUACCAGUUUGAGUACAUGAUCCAGGAACAACUUCCCGAGCUGCACAUCCAUUUCCAGGCUCAGAGCUUUCACACGUCCAUGUAUGCCUCCUCCUGGUUCCUCACCAUCUUCCUCACCUCCUUCCCGCUGCCCGUCGCCACGAGGAUCUUUGACAUCUUCAUGUGUGAGGGUCUUGAGAUAGUGUUCCGCGUUGGACUGGCCAUCCUUCAGAUGAACCAGACCGAACUCAUCCAGCUCGACAUGGAGGGAAUGUUACAGCACUUCCAGAGGGUCAUCCCUCACCAGUUGGACAGUGGACCGGAUAAAGUCAUCCAGGCUGCUUAUCAAGUUAAAUACAACGGCAAGAAGAUGAAGAAGUUAGAGAAAGAAUACACUACAAUCAAAACUAAAGAGAUGGAGGAGCAGGUGGAGAUAAAGAGGUUACGAACAGAGAACCGUCUCCUCAAGCAGAGGAUAGACACGCUAGAGAAAGAAAGUGCUUCCUUGGCAGAUAGAUUGAUCCAGGGACAAGUGACUCGGGCUCAGGAGGCAGAGGAGCUGUACCUGGUCAAGCGGGAGCUGGCCACACUCAAACAGCAGAGCGAGGAGGCCAGCGCUCAGAUGGAGCAGGCCAAGGCAACCACCAGGCAGCUCCAUCAGCCGCAAGCGAAGAGAGCCCCUCGGUGCUCUGAGGAGUCCGUCCUGCAGCUGGAGAGGGAGCUUGUGCAGGCCCGGCUGAAAGAGGCGGAGUCUCAGUGCGCCCUUAAGGAGAUGCAAGACAAGAUCCUGGAUAUUGAAAAGAGGAACACGUCGCUACCUGAUGAUACCAAUGUGGCACGUCUACAAGACGAGCUGAUCUGCGUGAAGCUGAGAGAGGUGGAGGCUCUGACUGGCCUGAAAGAGCUGAGGCAGCAAGUCAGAGACCUGGAGGAUCACUGGCAGCGUCACAUGGCACGCACCGCUGGUCGCUGGAAGGACGGCCAAAGGAAGAAUACGCUGUGCGAGCUGCAGGACGAGCUGAUGAGCGUGAGGCUACGUGAGGCCGAAGCCCAGGCAGAGCUGAGGGAGACACGGCAGAGGAUGCUGGAGCAGGAGACACAGAAUCAGAUUCACAGUAACCAGCUGCGGCGGGCAGAGCAGGAGAGUCGCUGUCUCCAGGAGUGUGUGCAAACGCUGACUGUGCAAAAUAAAGACCAGCACGGGCAACUGCAGGAGAUCAAGCGGAGACAAGCUGAGAUGGAGUGCAAGAGUAAGGAAGAGGUGAUGGCAGUGAGGUUGCGGGAGGCGGACAACAUGGCCGCAAUGGCUGAGCUCCAGCAGCAGAUCUCAGAGCUGGAGAUUCAGAAAGAAGAAGGAAAGGUCCAAGGCCAGCUGAACCACACGGACUCGAGCCAGUACAUCCACGACCUCAAAGACCAGAUAGCAGAGCUGAAACACGAGAUUCGCUGCUUAAAAGCACAGCGGGGGCGGCCCAAUCAGCCCAAUUUUGAUGGGAUCCACAUCGUCAAUCACUAUGUGGGGGACCAUGUGACCUACCAGUCCUCGGAUGAAGACGGCGUCAAAGGCCCGAGCCUCCAGGAGACCCAGCAGAGGAACAGGGCCCGGAUACGGCUGCGCGCCAACCUCAGGGACACGGACAGCGAGGAGGAGGAAGAGGACGAGGAUGAGGAAGACGAGGACUCCCUGCGACUCACUGUACCCCCCAGCGGCAGCCACAAGUCCACCACCGUGUGACGAGCAGCCGCCGAGAGGCGGGGCCAAGGCCGCCGGCGCUCGCUGAGGAAGAGGAGGCGUUUCCUAGCAGCCAUUUCAGAGGAGAAGCCUGCGACUGGAGCUCUUGAGUUUCAGAGGGGAAAUGCAUCAUCAUUUCAUGUCGAGAGAAUCACACUUCUUGAUUUAGUUUGCUGCCCACAGGGUGGAAACAAAACAAACACUUGAGCAUUGUUUACAGACCUUUGGUGUCUUUCAUAAUGCGCAGCGUAUCAAUCUCUUAACGGUACAACACAGAGAAAGACCUUGUAUGUCAUACCACACACUUCAUUCAACUGUGGUUUUAUAUUUUUAAUGCAUUUUAAAAAUGAUCAUCAAACACAUGUUGAUUCCGUUACUACAAAGUGUCCAUCGUGCAGAGGCAGAAUUGUUAAGAAUUGUGUGUGUGUGUGUGUGGUCUUGGUCAACAGCCAAUAUCAAAGCUGCCCGUGUUGACGACUUGGCCUUAGCACACGCACAGGCCUACAACAAGGUCAAUGUGACGUCUGCAUACUUGUAGAUAUGUAAAUGUGUAUUAUGUUUGUUUUUUUCCUUCCUUUUUGAACUUGAAAUCAUGUAUCUAUUGCAUAUCUGAUGUGUAGAAUAUAAAAUGCAGAAAAAAGGGACGGAUGAGUUUAUGUGGUAACACAAACAGUUACUGUUUUUCAUUCUGUGCAGGAAAGGGAGGGCAGGUUUUCCUCUUAAAGAAUCCAACUUUAUUUUCAGAAGGCGCCCCGUGGCGGGUCAAUGUGGCUGGUGGUUUGUGGGUCACACAUUUUGCACGGGGAUGGAUGGCGGUCUGAGGGAACUCAAACUGGGAGAACACUUUCACACUAACCGGGGAGGAAUGGAUAGUCGUCGACGGAUACCAAAGGAAGCAGCACCCUCUGCAUUGUGCCUGGACAGGCCAGUCCCACUCCGUUUCAGGCAGCGAGGACCCCCCCCACCCCCACCACACACAAGAUGUGUGUCGACGACCUUUGUAUUUCUCCAAAUGUCUGUUUCGAACACGAGCUCUUGACCGCACCGGUCGGGUCGGGGCGGAGGGAUUGUGACUUUAGGGCUGGUGGUGAUAUUGUCCCUCCGAUGAGCGAGUGUUGUACACUUCAUGGCACUUUUUGAGUCUGCAGUGCGGUGAGGACAUGCAUGGCAACACUAUGAAGCAGAUGGCACACUCUGGAGACUAAAGGAGAUUGUGUGUGUGUGUGUGUGUGUGUGCGCGCGCAUGUGUGCGUGUGAAGAGUUCACAAUAAAAAGGUUUAUUAAAGUC